This is a messenger RNA of Geodia barretti, 1642 nucleotides long. The record is from the annotation of a GenBank genome assembly. NCBI's taxonomy places the organism in Eukaryota, Metazoa, Porifera, Demospongiae, Tetractinellida, Geodiidae.
UCGGACACGAGGUGGGUUGGGCAUGGGGGAUGCAAAAGCGAUGGCCGAGAAAGCGCGCAUCGUCCUGUCGGGCUCAGUUUCCAGUCAUUCGGAACACGAGACGGACACGGAGCUGGAGAUGAAGGCCAGGAGCAGCAGUGGCGGCGGGAGCGGGCAUAGAUCGCGCCGCACCAACUCCGAAAGCAGACCACUCAUCGACCGAAGCAGCUCCGUGGAGUCAACGUCAGUCAGUCUCCAGGUGAACCAGUUUGACGACCCCGAGUUCUCCUCCCUCGUACGGGUUGCCGAGGACGCCAUCUUGUCCGGGAUUCACCCCUCAGAUGAUCUCACAGGGCAGCAGUGGGAGCUACUUCAUUCGAAAUACUGACUCUGAGAUAAUCUCAGUGUUCAAGCCCAAGGACGAGGAGCCCUACGGACAGCUCAACCCCAAGUGGACCAAGUGGAUGCACAAGAUAUGCUGUCCGUGUUGUUUCGGUCGGAGCUGUCUGGUGCCCAACCAGGGAUACCUCUCUGAGGCAGGAGCCAGCAUUGUGGACGAGAAGCUGGUCCUGGACAUUGUACCCAAGACCAAAGUUGUUCACCUGGCAUCGGAGGUGUUCCAUUAUCAUGCCAACGACAGGAUGAAGAUCAGAAUGAGGCGGUUUGCCACGGAGCAGUGGCCGACCACCAUCGGGAAGAGGGUCUCGCAGGAUCUGCCUCUGAAGGUGGGGUCGUUUCAGGUGUUUGUGAAGGGAUACAAAGACGCGGAGGUUCAACUGGAGGAGUUCAAGUCCGACGUUCUUCCACCUCACCUCGAGAGGGCUCUGCAGCUGGAGUUUGAGCGACUGGUUGUCCUGGAUUACAUCAUCAGGAACACGGACCGCGGCAACGACAAUUGGCUCCUGCGAUACGAGGAGCCAACCAUCCACGGAGAGCUGAACGACGUGGACAUUAGUCUCGACACAAGUCGCUCGGAGGAGAAGAGGUGGUCUCUGAUUACUCCCUCAGAGGAGCAAGGCUCCGUAAAGAUAGCGGCCAUCGACAACGGUCUGGCCUUUCCAUUCAAACACCCCGACGAGUGGAGAACCUGUAAGACCAGUCUGACACGCUUAUAUAUACAGCUCUGAGGAAAAUCAAAGUUUCCAAGUCCCGAUGUUUCAGAUCCAUUCUACUGGGCGUGGCUCCCCAUGGCCAAGAUUCCGUUCUCUGAAGAGACAAAGACACUGGUUCUUGACAAGUUGAAAGAUCAUGAGUUUGUGCAAGGUCUGGUCGACGACCUGAGGAGGCUCUUCAAGACAGACAAAGGAUACGAUCAGUCGACAUUUGACAAGCAAAUGGCAGUAAUGAGAGGCCAGAUCCUCAACCUGACUAAUGCCCUCGAGAACAGGAAGACUCCAUGGCAGCUAGUCAAUCUUCCUCCAGUCACCAUUGAGGCCAUCAAGGAGGGCAGAACUCGUAGAUUCAUUCAGAAAUUCAGGGACAGAACACCUUUCUUCAAGGGCUGCUAGGCAGCAAUCGCAGCUCCUUCCCCCCUACCUGAUAGAAUUUUAUCUCCACGUGUAAUCCCGUGUGUCUGUGUGUUGUGUGUGUCACGUUGUUCGUAUAUACAUGUUUGAGAACGAGUGUAUUGAGAAGGUGCUCCGUGUCCUCAGCGCUACUUAGA